Dendrobium catenatum is the source of this 875-nucleotide messenger RNA. RefSeq lists its product as uncharacterized. The record is from RefSeq and is a predicted model, not a curated record. Lineage: Eukaryota; Viridiplantae; Streptophyta; Magnoliopsida; Asparagales; Orchidaceae. Bases 51 to 629 code for a protein of 192 amino acids. The transcript has a single exon.
UCGAUCGAUAUUGGCACAGCGCGUAUGUGGGUAUCGUACGAGCGGAGAGAAUGGAAAGAAUCGAAGCCGAAGGAGGCGUAGUGAAGGGAUUCAUCGGUGCGAUCCAGCCACCGAGGCUGGAGGACGCCGGCCUGGAGUACUGCGCCCUCCCGCCAAAGUCUAUCAUGGAAGCCUUUUCUCGAGCUGCCGCAUCCCUCAAAUCUCGCGUCGCCGCGUCUUUCUCCGGCUCUGCAGACGACUACGUUGACGGAGAAGGCGGCGGAUGCGUUCAGGAUCCCGGCCCCAGCAACGGCCAGAUACCGGACAAGCUUCUUGGCAUCGGCGAGAUGUUUCCGCCGGCGUUCCCUUGUUGUGGCACUGGGGGAAAGGAGGCGGAGAUCGAAGGCGCUACGGAUGAGGUGGUCGUUAUUGGCGCCGGAGGUGGGGAGAUGGACAACGAUAGGGUUUUGGUUGUGGGUGGAGCAGGAUAUGAGGGAGAAGGCGGGGAAUCAGAUUUUGGAGGCAAGGGAGGCUGCACCGGUGAUGGAGGACUGCUUCCAGGAGUGAAGAAUGGGCAUGCCCAUGACGGGGAUUUGGACGACGAUGAUGAGCAUAAGGACGGACCUAUACUUAUCGAAGGACUAAUCUAAUUAUGAAUUAUUACUAGGGUUCAAUUCCUCUUAUUAGUAGUAUACUUGCAUUGUUAUUGUUUUCAAUCUCUGUUUUUGUAAUUGUUGCAACGGAAUUAGAAUAUUGUUGUUUUCGUAUGCUAUUUGCUAACAACAUGUGCGUUCUGUGGCGAUCUUGCUAGUUUUUAAGUUUGCAGACUCACGAGAUCAGAAUGUAUGGUUGAUAAAACUUGAUAGUGAUGGUUAAGAACUUGAGAUGGAACAUUA